Messenger RNA from Seriola dumerili (greater amberjack), 296 nucleotides. RefSeq names its product cortexin 2 (gene ctxn2). The transcript has a single exon. Bases 1 to 246 code for a protein of 81 amino acids. NCBI's taxonomy places the organism in Eukaryota, Metazoa, Chordata, Actinopteri, Carangiformes, Carangidae. The record is from RefSeq and is a predicted model, not a curated record.
AUGUUUAGCGUCCACUACAACCACUCCCUUGCUGCCAUGAGCGGAAACGACAUGAUGGCGCACUCUCUGACUCUGGAGCAGAAGACAGCGUUUGCCUUCGUGGGGAUGCUCCUGGUGUUCCUGGGGCUGCUGAUAGUAAGGUGUUUCAGGAUCCUGCUGGACCCCUACAGCAGUAUGCCCUCCUCCAACUGGGCUGAUGGCAUUGAGGGGCUGGAGAAAGGGACGUUUGAGUACGCCCUUACUUAACACAGGGACACACACAUCCAUAGAUGUCCUCGCGAAUAGAAAACGCCUAU